Mya arenaria is the source of this 3836-nucleotide messenger RNA. RefSeq lists its product as uncharacterized. The transcript has 9 exons. The coding region runs from base 120 to 1361 and encodes 413 amino acids. The record is from RefSeq and is a predicted model, not a curated record. NCBI's taxonomy places the organism in Eukaryota, Metazoa, Mollusca, Bivalvia, Myida, Myidae.
UCGUCUUGUUUUCCACAAACUAUAUAAAUUGUUCGUGGAAAGGCUUUAGUAAUUUACUUCCGCGUUCAGUUAUUUGGUUUUCGAUCUUACAAAAUGAUUUGUUGAUCAGAGUAUUAAUCAUGUCUAAUUCACAACAAUGGGCACAACGUAUACAUAAUGACAGCAAAGCAGCUUCUGAAAAAUUGAUGGAAAUUCGGAAGAGACUGAAAGUUUUUAGAGAUAACCCAGGGACUAUACAGAAAAAUCCAAAGGGAGCUUUUGACGAAUUCCUCAGAUGUAUGAAUGAAACUGUUGACUUCUGCACCAACAUGAAGAGAACAUAUGUACCAGAUGCAAAAAACUCCGGAGUUGACCAGGCAGCAUCACGGGAAGUGAAGAGACUGCAGGAAAAGGCGCAGUCCCUCGAAGAUCGGCUAGCGGAGGCCCUGAAGGCGAAGGAUCAGGCUCUCAAUAGAUUAAGUGACAUACAGUGUCGUCUGCUGAAACAAGGGAACCCGGACAUCGCGGAUCUGUCUGACGACAAUCGUCCCACGAACCUUGGCCAGAAUUUCAAGGGCCUGUAUGAAGACGAAUGGACGGACGCUUUAACGUUCCUUACAGAAAGUAGAAAGGAGCGCAUCUCUGACGAGAAAGCCGUUGAAACACUGUAUAAACUGGUCCAGAAGUGUAACAGUCUGUGCGAAGAAGGGGUGGCGCUACAGUCGGCCAGGGUCGCAGAGCUUGUGAUCAGCCCUGACCUGGCUGGUUCUCCUAUAUCGGACGGACAGACUCCUAGUUCCGUCAACCAGCUACCAGCGCAAGUAUUGACACCAAAUCGAGCCCUGAACAUUCCGAUGAAUGCCGCUGGAAGUAAUCCUACAAGGACAGGGUUUGCGUCAAGUAUGAGCGCAGCCACAACAAACCGCACUCAAGACGUUCAGAUUCAACAAUUAUCAAAAACAUUCGUGGUGAGAAGCAACAAACCAAUCGAGCAACAAUGUCAGGGGAAAGAAAAGGCACUUGAGGGAGCAAUUAAAGAGUUUUGCAAGAAUGUAGCCCCCAUGGUCAUCGAACAGUUCAACAUUAAGACACUGAUUUCGAAAAUCAACAGUACACAAGAGUUCCCCGCUGACAUCUUCGACAACAAAGACGGGCUCAAGUUUUUAACGAAGUGCGUGCGCCUGUGUUGGUUGAUGCAAUCACAGUACCCGCCCAUGAUGCUUGAUUUCUCCCACAAACCUGGAGAUCCAUUCAACAAGGAUAUUCUGACAGCGUAUUCUGCCCGCGGACCAAGGAUUGCCUUCAUUGUAUGGCCCCCGGUAAAUCUACACAAGGGCGGACCUCUCGUCUCCAAGGGAUACGCAGAAGGAAAGAACCCAUGAAUUGCCUCAAUGAUUGGAUGUUGUCUUGCCAGCAGUGCUCUAUUUGCACGCGUUUUACUAGAAGUUGAACUAUGCCGUUUACAUGGAGCCUAUCAUAUUCAAGCUGACAAUUGUCUUAAAAUAUAUUUAAUAAGUAGUAUCCGCAACACAGUCUAAGUGAGUGAUUUGUAGUACCUGCUACACAGUUAGUGAGUGUUUUGUAGUAUCUGCUACACAGUUAGUGUUUUGUAGUAUUUGUCACACAGUGUACAUAAAUGUAUUUCAAUCUCUGCUACACAGAGUAAGUGAGUGUUUUGCAGUAACUGCUACUUUGACUUAGUGAGUGUUGUGUAGUAUCUACUACACAUAGUGAAUGUUGUGUAUUAUCUACUACACAGAGUAAGUGAGUGUUGUGUAGUAUCUACUACACAGAGUAAGUGAGUGUCGUGUAGUAUCUACUUCACAGAGUAAGUGAGUGUUUUGUAAUUGCUGCUACACAGAGUAAGUGAGUGUUUUGUAAUUGCUGCUACACAGAGUAAGUGAGUGUUUUGUAGUUACUGCUACACAGAGUAAGUGAGUGUUUUGUAGUUACUGCUACACAGAGUAAGUGAGUGUUUUGUAGAUACUGCUGCACAGAGUAAGUGAGUGUUUUGUAGAUACUGCUGCACAGAGUAAGUGAGUGUUGUGUAGUAUCUGCUGCACUGACAAAGUGAGUGUUUUGUAAUAUCUGCUGCACUGACUAAGUGAGUGUUUUUUAGUUACUGCUGCACUGACUAAGUGAGUGUUUUGUAGAUACUGCUGCACUGACUAAGUGAGUUUUUUUGUAAUAUCUGCUACACUGACUAAGUGAGUGUUUUGUAGUAUCUGCUGCACUGACUAAGUGAGUGUUUUGUAGUAUCUGCUACACUGACUAAGUGAGUAUUUUGUAAUAUCUGCUACACUGACUAAGUGAUUGUUUUGUAGUAUCUGCUACACUGACUAAGUGAGUAAUUUGUAAUAUCUGCUACACUGACUAAGUCAAUGUUUUGUAGUAUCUGCUACACUGACUAAGUGAGUGUGUGUAGUACCUGCUACACUGACUAAGUGAAUGUUUUGUAGUAUCUGCUACACUGACUAAGUGAGUGUUUGUAGUAUAUGCUACACUGACUACGCGAGUGUUUUGUAGUAUCUGCUACACUGACUAAGUGAAUGUAUUGUAGUAUCUGCCACACUGACUAAGUGAAUGUUUUGUAGUAUCUGCUACACUGACUAAGUGAAUGUUUUGUAGUAUCUGCUACACUGACUAAGUGAGUGUUUGUAGUAUAUGCUACACUGACUAAGUGAAUGUUUUGUAGUAUCUGCUACACUGACUAAGUGAAUGUUUUGUAGUAUCUGCUACACUGACUAAGUGAAUGUUUUGUAGUAUCUACUACACCGACUAAGUGAGUGUUUUGUAGUAUCUACUACACUGACUAAGUGAGUGUUUUGUAGUAUCUACUACACCGACUAAGUGAUUGUUUUGUAGUAUCUACUACACCGACUAAGUGAGUGUUUUGUAGUAUCUGCUACACUGACUAAUUGAGUGUUUGGUAAUAUCUGCUACUCUGACUAAGUGAAUGUUUUGUGGUAUCUGCUACACUGACUAAGUGAAUGUUUGUAGAGUCUGCUACUCUGACUAAUUGAGUGUUUUGUAGUAUCUGCUACACUGACUAAGUGAAAUGUUUGUAGUAUCUGCUACUCUGACUAAGUGAAUGUUUUGUAGUAUUUGCUUAACGGAGCCGGUGAGUAUUUCGCUAAACUAUGUAGACAAGCAAUGAUGCAUUUAGUUAUUGUGAUAUUUAUUCAAUAAUAUGUUUACAUGUCAGUUUAAUGCGAUGCAUUACGUAGUGUUAAUGAUCAUGUAACGUUGCAUUUAGCUUAAAUAUUAGCCAACAGGGUUUCAACACACUUUUAAUUACGGUUUACUUUUUAACAAUUUUCUUUACUGUGACAUUUGAAAAAAGCAUACUGUAAUGUUUAUUACGAUAUUGAAAUACAGUCGUGAAGAGAUAUCCUCUGAAAACACAAAAUACUAACUAUAUAAAAAAGCGAUAUUGUGGAUAUUCAGUACGUUCAGUUGAUUUGCUGGGUUGGAUAACUUCGAGUUGCUUGCGCAAAGUCCAUAUCGCUCGAGACCUAUGCAACGACUGAUACAAUCGCAAAUAUCAACCCAAUUACCUUAUAUAUCUUUAACUGCAUAUCUUUGACGUAUUUUGAAAUUUAAAAUUAUAACAGUUUUUCACGAAAUUUCUUUUGCCUAGUAUUGCGGAUGUUAAUGCGCGCAUGCGCUCUAGGGUUACUGUGUGAUAUGAAAUCAGAAAUAAAGUAUGUUAAAUUUUAAAUUUAUGGAAUAAAAUGUGAUAUUUACAAAAUUGUAUUCAGAUUUAAACACCACACAUUUAAAAUACAAGUUACAUAUUUGUAUAGUAUUUCUGUUUUGUUGCGAAUUCAAAUGGAAUAAAGAACUAGAAAAAUGAA